Betta splendens (Siamese fighting fish) is the source of this 13711-nucleotide messenger RNA. Its product is annotated as inactive phospholipid phosphatase 7-like. The transcript has 6 exons. The coding region runs from base 7663 to 8493 and encodes 276 amino acids. The record is from RefSeq and is a predicted model, not a curated record. Gene Ontology annotation, cellular component: nuclear envelope. Lineage: Eukaryota; Metazoa; Chordata; Actinopteri; Anabantiformes; Osphronemidae. Gene Ontology annotation, molecular function: sphingosine-1-phosphate phosphatase activity.
CACGGUGGGUGAUGUGUUUGACGUAUGGGUGAAUAAGAUUAUUAAUGUAUGUAUGGAGUCUCGAUAAAAACGGUACCGCUAAAAUAAAUAUGCACGGCGAUAUGACAGAAAAUUAACUCGUGGCGUCAAAAUCCUCUCGCGGCGUAAAUUCAAUGCCGUGUGAAUUAAUACAGCGUCCUCAUCUACAGGAUCCUCUAGAAACGGACAUUUUGGUCUCUGCGCGAAGGAAACAGGUGAAAUCUAUGAAUGAACUGAAAGAUUAAACGAGGUAUUUAAACACUGUUCACUUUAAAAAGGGGCGGAGACAGAAGGAAACUCUGGGUUUCCCGAAUAAAACCUGCUCGCGACCAGGUUUGGUUCACAGAGUCAGUUGCCAUAGUAACUGACUCUGGGUUUCGGUUACCUCGCUUCUUGAAACGGGCUCAAACUUACCCCGCUUUACGGGUUUAAGUAACCCCGCUUUCUGAAACCGAAAACUCUGAGUUUUCCUCAUUUCGGGGUUAACAAACUCAGAGUUUCCACAAAACCUCCUUCUUGAAACGGGUCCCUGGUUUUGACUUGAGUGAUGACAUGUAUGCUGCUGCCUAGGUGGUGUCCUGCAAACGGUGUGGGCUUUGUGGCUAAUUGGAGCACUUUUUGGGGAAAACCUGGGCUGAUUAGAAGAGACGGCGUCCAUCCCACGUUGAAUGGAGCCUCUCUGCUCUCUAGUAACAUGGCCAUGAUGCUUAGUCCCCCCACUCCAUGACAACUCAGAGUGGAGCCCAGGACGCAGAGUCGCAGUCUUACACGCCUCUCUGCAUGUUCUCUACAGCCGCCACCCACUCCUAGUCUUAGUUAUCGCAUAGAGACUGUGUCUGCUUCUCGACCACCUAAACUAUACAAGUCACACACAAAUCAAAGAGGAGUGACUUACCAGAAUUUAAUAAACAUCAAAACAGUUCCUCUUACAGAACAAAGUAACAUUAAGUUAAUAAAGUGUGGUUUAUUAAAUAUCAGAUCUCUCUCUAAAUCCUUUUUAAUAAAUGACUUGAUAAGUGACCAUCACAUAGAUCUGUUCUGUCUCACUGAAACCUGGCUGCAGCAGGAUGAAUAUGUUACUUUAAAUGAGUCGACUCCAAUGAGUCACAUCAACUAUCAUGUUCCUAGAAGUACAGGUAGAGGUGGAGGAGUAGCAGCAGUUUAUAAAUCAGAUUUAUUAAUUACUCCUAAACCUAAACAUAGUUAUAACUCAUUUGAGAGCCUCACUCUGAGCCUUUCUCACCCAGACUCUAAAACUCAGAAACCAGUUGUGUUUCGUAUUGUUUACCGUCCUCCUGCUCCAUAUUCAGAGUUCUUAGCUGAAUUCUCUGAAUUCUUAUCUGACUUAGUUCUUAGCACAGAUAAAGUCAUUGUAGUGGGAGACUUUAUAUAUGCACUGUACAGGAAGGGUCAGAGCAGACUCUACCUACUAAGAAGGCUGAGGUCGUUUGGAGUGAAGGGAACACUCCUGAGGACUUUCUAUGACUCUGUGGUGUCAUCAGCCGUCCUGUACAGUGUGGUCUGCUGGAGCAGCAGCAUCACAGAGAGGGGAGGAAGAAGCUGGAUAAGGUCAUUAAGAAGUCCAGCUCUGUCCUGGGCUGCACUCUGGAGUCAGUGAGAGAGGUGGGAGACAGAAGGGUUCUGGCAAAAUUCAAAUCCAUGCUGGACCACGAGUCCCACCCACUGCAGGACACACUGUCUGCUCUGGAGAGCAGAUUUAGUGACAGACGGAUCCGCCCUCGCUGUGGGAAGGAGAGAUUCCGUAGGUCUUUCCUUCCUGCUUCUGUCAGACUUUAUAACGAACAGUUAUAACAUGGUGCACAUUUCUACCACACUGCCACACACACGCUACAUCUCCAGGGCAAUUGCACCAGUCACUUUAAUAUCUUUGAAGUUGUUUCAAAGAUUGUUUUAAUCGUACCCUCAAUCUUGUCCUGAAAUAUGGGGUUGAAAUUGAUAACUUAAUAGUUCUUCCCCAAAACCCUCUGUUAUCUGACCAUUUCUUAUUAACUUUUGAAUUUACCAUAAUUGACCUUACAGCAGUUUAUCUGUUUAUCUGAAAACGCUGUUGCCAGAUUCAAGCAGAUGAUUCCAUCAUCUUUUGCCGCAAUGUCUUGUAGAUACACAGAGAACAGUCACCUUAAUCCUUAUGAACAGGUUGACUGUCUUGUAGAUGAUGCUGCAGCUUCUCUACGUACAAUGUUAGACACAGUGGCUCCUCUGAAGAAGAAGACAGUGAAUCAGAGGAGGUUAGCUCAGUGGUAUAACUCAGAGAUCCGCAGCCUAAAGUACAGGACCAGACUAGAAAGACAGUGGCGUUCCAACAAAAUAAAUGUAAACUGCAUUGCAUGGAAGGACAGUCUAAUGAAAUAUAAAAAAGCACUUUGUGCUGCUAGAAAAACAUAUUAUUCCUCCCUAAUUGAGGAAAACAAAAACAACCCCAGGUUUCUUUUCAGCACUGUAGCCAGGCUGACAAAGAGUCAUAGCUGUGUUGAGUCUACUAUCCCCUUAAAUCUCAGCAGCAAUAACUUUAUGAACUACUUUACUAAUAAAAUUAUCACCAUUAGAGAAAACAUUCAGCAGCGACUUCCUCCAAAUGAUAGAAAGCACUGUCUAGAUCCAUCAACUUUAAAUUGAUUGAUUGAUUGAUUGAUUGAUUGAUUGAUUGAUUGAUUGAUUGAUUGAUUGAUUGAUUGAUUGAUUGAUUGAUUGAUUGAUUGAUUGAUUGAUUGAUUGAUUGAUUGAUUGGUUGUUCAUCUAACUUAACUAGACAGCUUCUUCCCCAUAACUCAUAUGGAGUUAACUCAACUCUUCCAUGUCAUCCAAUUGUCUUUCACACCCAAUUCCAACUGGAAGAAGUUCUUCCUUUAAUCAGCUCGUCCAUAUUAAAUCAAAUAAACCAAUCUUUACAUUUAGGCUAUGUACCACAGGCUUUUAGGAUGGCUGUAGUCAAACCUUUAUUGAAAAAAACAACUCUGGACCCUGGAGAAUUAGCCAACUAUAGGCCCAUUUCAAAUUUACCCUUUAUUUCUAAGAUUCUUGAAAAAAUCGUGGCUAAACAAUUAUUUGACCACCUGAGUGGGAAUAACCUUUAAGAAGAUUUUCAGUCGGGGUGUAGAAAACAUCAUAGCACAAAAAACAACUCUGGUUAGAGUCACUAAUGAUCUUCUCUUAGCUUCAGACAAUGGUCUAGUUUCUGUCCUUGUCCUGCUAGAUCUGAGUGCUGCUGUCAUGGAUCAGCAUCUGGUCAUCACCGUUUAUUACUGCUUCGUUUUCCGGUUUUAUUUUGGCACUUCCUGUUUGGUUUCCUGUCUACUCUUGUUCUUUUUCUACUAAGUCAUAUGUUUCCCCAGCUGUGCUUAAGCUGUCAGUAGUUAUGUGAUCCAUCAGCUGUUUUGUUUCAAUCGUUAGUCGCUCUAUUUAGUCCCCAGUAUUCGCCUCAUUCCUCUGCCAGAUUGUUUUCGUGAAAACACUGUCAUCCAGCGUUUCGUCCUCGGUAAUGUAAGAGCCUGUUUUCUGUUAUUGAACUUACCUGUUUUGAUCGCUCCUUGUCGGUACCUUUGCCUGUGUGUAGAAUCCCCUGUGACUCACCGUGCCUGUACGACUCGGCUGUUUUGGGGGGAGUUUUCUUAUUAAACAGAUCACCAACUGUCUUCGGCUGUGCAUCUGGGUCCUGCAUCACGCCCGCUCCCUGACGGGUCAUGACAGCUGCAUUUGAUACAAUUGAUGACAAUAUUCUAUUACAGAGACUAGAACAAUGGAAUCAGAAUUAAAGGAACAGCAUUGGGAUGGUUUAAAUCCUAUUUGUUGAACAGAUUCCAGUUUGUUCAUGUUAAUGAUAAAUUCUCCACAUGCACAAGGAUUAGCUAUGGAGUACCACAGGGUUCUGAGCUUGGUCCAAUUUUGUUUAGCCUAUACAUGUCUCCUCUAGGUGAGAUUAUUAGAAAGCAUUCUAUUAAUUUUCAUUGUUACGCAGAUGAUAGUCUUUGGAACCAAAUGAAACAGAACAACUAGUCAAAAUUCAGGAUUGUUUAAAAGACAUCAAAUCCUGGAUGUCCCAAAACCUCCUUCAACUAAAUUCUGAUAAAACUGAAAUUCUUAUUGUUGGGCCUAAAAAUCAGAGAGAGACACUAUUGAGUCGGAUAGCCUCCCUGGAUGGAAUAACAUUAGCUUCAGAUUCUACUGUGAGAAACCUUGGUAUCAUCUUUGACCAGGAUCUCUCUUUUACAUCAUACAUUAAACAAAUCUCCAGAACCGCCUACUUCCAUCUUAGAAAUAUAGUUAAAAUCAGAAGCAUCCUCUCUCAGAGCGAUGCAGAGAAACUGAUCCAUGCAUUUGUUACCUCUAGGCUGGACUACUGUAAAUCCUUACCCAUAAGAUGUCCAACAGCUCCUUAAAAAGCCUCCAGCUAAUUCAAAAUGCUGCGGCCAGAGUUCUGACAGGACAAGAGAGAAAGAGAGAUCACAUUUCUCCUACAUUAGCUUCUCUGCACUGGCUUCCUGUAAAAUGUAAAAUUGUAAAAUUCUCCUCCUUACCUACAAAGGUCCUUCUUAUCUUAAAGACCUCAUAGUUCCUUAUGCUUCCAGCAGAACACUUCGUUAUCAGUGCGAUGGGCUACUUGUGGUUCCUAGAGUCUUAAAAUGUAGAAUGGGAGGCCUCUCUUCUGGAACCAGCUCCCUCUUCAGGUUCGAGAAGCUGACACACUCUCCAACUUUAAGAUCAGGCUGAAAACCUUCCUUUUUGAUAAAGCUUAUAGUUAGAGAUGGUUCAGGUCACUGGCAAUGAUUGUUAGUCACAGGAACCAUCUCUUAGUUAAGCUGCAAUAGACAUAGACUGCUGGGGGACUUAAUUUAUACACUGAGCUCCUCUGUUUCCUUCUACCUCUUCUGUCCAAUAACCUCCCAUCAUUGUUCUAUGUUCAACUAACCUUGUCUCUUUCUCUCCAGUAGUUGUGCUUCUCCCCUGCUCUGUUCUCACCUACAGGUAUCAUUGGACUCCGAGCUUAGUGUCUGUGAUAGGCAGACACAACCAUCCUGCCUGUGCUUUAUUGUUGCUUGUUGUUGUUGCUGUGCUUUCCUCUCUCUCUCUCCCCUCAACCCAACCUGGUUCUGCUGGAGGUUUCUUCCUCGUUAGAGAGGGAGUUUUUCUUCUCCACUGUUGCUUUCAAAUUUUAAUUACAGUUUUUCUCAGUUGCUUUAGUACAAUUCUCAGAUCAGAGUAAAAUUCUCAAAAUUAUUAUUAUUAUUAUUUUAUUUUAUAUUUAUAUUAUUAUUAUGUACAAUUCCCUGCUCUUUGCUACAUUGUCAGUUGUUUAUGUUAUGUUGAUGAAAAUGUAUUAUAUCAUUCACUGUGCAAUAGUCUUACUCCUCAAAACAUCUAGUCAGUAGUUCAUCGUUUAAGUCAUUAACUGCAAAAUGGUUGACCAAGUUGUCAUAAUGACAAUAACAUUGUGGUGGUGGACAAAGAGCAGAGGAAAGCCGUAGUGGUGGAUGUGGCAAUACCAAGCGAUGGCAACAUCAGGAAAAAGGAACAUGAGAAACUAGAGAAAUACCAAGGGCUCAGAGAAGAACUGGAGAAGGCUUGGAAGGUGAAGGCCACAGUGGUGCCUGUGGUGAUUGGAGCACUGGGGGUAGUGACCCCCAAACUGGAGGAGUGGCUACAACAGAUGCCUGGAAUAACAUCCGACAUCUCAGUCCAAAGUGCAAUCCUAGGAACAGCAAGGAUACUGCGCAGAACCCUCAAGCUUCCUGGCCUCUGGUAGAGGACCCGAGCUUGGAAAGUGGAUGAGACCACCCGCGGAGGGUGAGAAUAGAGUGUGUGUGUGUAUAUAUAUCAUACAUACUUGCCAGGAGCUGGAGAACAACACAAUGUUCUAUGUCUGACAAUGGUGUGCUUACACAUAUUCCCUUAAUUGAUCAAUACAACACAGAGCAUCACCUUUGUGGAUGGAGUACAUCUUACCAUACUCUCCAUUCCUUCACCCUAUUGAGGAAGUUUUAUCAGCAUGGAGAUGGAAAGUUUAUCACACAUACACAAAUGACCCUCCUGGUUGCCAGUGAUGCAGCCUGCAAAGGCUGGAUAAGACGCUCUAAAAGAUUUUUUCCACACUGCAUCGCAAGAGGUGAUAUUCGCUGUGAUGGGAAUGUGUGGCCCAACAUACAGGAACGACAAGAGGUGUAGGAAGACAACACCAAUUCCUACAGCACUGCGUGUACAGUUUUACAGUAUAUUGUCCUAUUUUUGUUCUUCUUUUUCCCUUUGUGUAACUGUUUGCAGUGUUUUCUUUUCUACAUUGUAUGACAUGGUCUGUCAACAAUUUACAAUAAUUGUCAUUUAAACUGCAGCCAUAGUUUACAUCAAAACCUCCCUCCAAAGUACACAGUUAUAUUGACAACAUGACUAAGUAAUUUGACUGUGUUGUUCGUAAACAAUGACACAAGGACUUGACAUUCUGAUGGCACUGACAUUUUCAAUGACAUAAAAACUUAGUUUUGAGAGAUGAACUAAAGAUUUUGAGCAAGUUAUAGGCUUUUUGCGGCCUGGUAGCUCAGUUGGUAGCUUGUCGACCUCGGAAGGCAAAAGGUCUGCGGUUCGAUCCCCCGCCUCGGCAUCAGGUGUGUCCCUGAGCAAGACACUUCGCGCUAGCUCCCCGAGCGCCGCUCAUGUGGCAGCUCACUGCUCCCCCAAGGGGGAUGGGUCAAAUGCAGAGAAUGAAUUUCCCCACUGUGGGACUAUUAAGGGUUAAUUUUUUUUUUUUUUUUUUUUUGGCAAGAAAUCCACAGAGUUUUGCUGUUUGUACAAAUUGUUUUGAAAAAUGUACAUACAUACAGUCUACACACUGAUUGUUCCAAGUGUCAGAACAGAGAAAGGAAAAAUGUCUUUCCAGUAUCGUGCUCCAACAGAUUGGAAUUCUUUACAGAGAACUUUCAAACUGCAAACUCUUGUAUCUUUGGCUCAUUUUGACUCCCUUCUGAAAGACCUGGAAAUGCAAUCAUUAACCUGUCAUUGUUUCUAAUUAUGUCUUAAACAUUUGUAACUAGUUGUUCUAUGUAAAAUGCUGUGUGUGUUGUUGGAGCCUCUUGGCCAGGACUCCCUUGAAAAAGAGGUCUUUGAAUCUCAAUGGGACUUUCCUGGUUAAAUAAAGGUUAAAUAAAAAAAAAAUAUUUGUAAACUUCAAUUCUGAUCUGAGAAUCGUACUAAAGCAACUGAGAAAAACUUUAAAGGCUUGCUGCAUGUGGGAUCUGUUGGGUUUAGUUGCGUAAGGUCUUAAACCUUGGAAAGUGCCUUGAGAAAACCUUGUUGUGAUUUGGCGCUAUAUAAAUAAAUUGAAUUGGUUCUAGUAUAUCUGUGUCAGUCAAAACAAUUAUUUAAGGAUAGUUUAACGUAAAUGUGGCCUUUUUGCUGUAGACCUUUUUAUUUCACUUGAACUUCUACUUUUUGAAUGCAGUACUUGUAAUAGUCUGUUUUAAAUUUGGUGUAAAGGAUCGGAGUCCCCCUACUCUGCUUCGCCUUUUGUGAACAGCUGACGCCAGGAGAAGAAGGCCAGCUACUCUAUUUUUAGUCCCUUACCCUCAGACCCGAUCUGCCACAGUCCCUAUACCUCCAGAUACUCCACCACCUCCACUCUCCCCUCUUUUCCUCGUAAUGCCUGUUAGUCAGCCCCGGUGCCGAGCCAGAGACCGGAACAAUGUCCUGAACCGGCCUGAGUUUCUGUCCCUGAACCAGCCACCUCGCAGGGAGCAACUGGUACGAGAGGGGAGGGGAGGUAGUGGUCCGAGAAGAGCAACAUUCAGACAGCAGAGUCAGCAGGAAGACUCCGGAUUAAGGGGGUCCAGGGACUCGUCAGAGGGGGUGGCAGCAACCGAGGAGGUGCCUCGUUGGCCCGAGCAGGACUGCAUUCAGCUAAACCCGUCAUUUAGUGGCAUCGCCAUCAACUCCCUGUUGGCCAUAGACAUCAGCUUGUCCAAGCGCUUCGCUGUGUGUUUGAGGCCCCACGGCCCAGGAGCUAUGGUCCGCCCCAUGGUUACCAUGUUGGCCCUCAGUGGACACGCUUUGCCCUGGCUCUGUGGGACACUCAUCUGUCUAUGGAGGAGCAACACGCUGGCCGGACAGGAAGUCCUAGUCAACCUGCUGGUGGCACUGAUCCUGGAUCUUAUGACGGUUGCUGGGAUGCAGAAGCUGGUCAAGCGUAGAGGGCCGUGGGAUUUCCCUGCAGGGAUUCUGGACUGCAUUGCUAUGGAUAUAUAUUCUUUCCCAGCAGCCCAUGCCAGCCGAGCUGUUAUGGUGUCCAAGUUUCUGCUGAGCCACCUGGUUCUGGCGGUGCCUCUAAGAAUCCUGCUGUACCUCUGGGCUUUCCUGGUGGGUGUGUCCCACAUGCUGCUAGGGGUCUCCACAGUCAAUUCUCCUCCUCCACCUGACUCCAUCCUGGGCAUCUUCUACACUGACUCGAGCCAACCUCAUGUCCUCUUUACAUGACAGAGGCAAAAGAUGAUGGAAUCAUCUGCUUGAAUCUGGCAACUGUCAGACGGCUUGACAAAUCGGACCCACAUGCACGGCGUCGGAGACAAUAAGGUAGGUUAAAUGGGUUUUAAUGUCCACAACAGAAUCCAAAUACACAUACAGUUCUUGCACAAACUUGCAGUACGUGGCAGUAGCAAAAGGAGCAAUCAGAACUGGCGGUCAAGGCAGGCAGGGUCAAAACAAGGACUCCAGAACUCGAAAACAAUCCCAUACACACAAAAGGAUCAUAUCAGUGUCAAGAUGGACCGGGGAGGUCAGGAUGGUGCCCGGUGGAAGUCUGUAAUUAGACUGGCGUCCAAAAUGUCCCUGGCUGCGACCCAUGAGCGCACCUCCGGAUCAUAUCCCUCCCAGGCAACGAGGUAUUGGCAGCUUUGGACCCAUUGCCGACAAGCCAGGAGGGCCCCGACCCACAGGCCCACCAUCAAUGACCCGAGGAGGAGGCUGAGGAGGAGACGGAGGGCCCAGCAGAAUGGAGCGGGUUUGAGACGGCUGACAUGGAACUUGGGGUGAAUCCUCAUAGACCUAGGCAAAGCAAGCCUGAUAGACACCGGAUUAAUGACCCUGGUUAUGGUAAAGGGCCCAAUGAAUCUUUGUGCCAACUUACAUAACUCCACCCGUAAAUGGAGGUCCUUGGUGGAUAACCAAACUCGAUCCCCCACGGCAUACUCAGGCUCGGGGAUCACUUGCGGUCCGGCGCCCCCUUAUACCUGGCCUGAGCCUGCAGCAUAACUUCCCGCGCAAGACGGCAGGUCUGGCGAGGGCAUGGACUGACGGAACCCGUACCUUCUUCUCGGCUCAAAUCCAUACGCACACUGGAAGGUGCGUGAGUCCAGUGGUCGAGCACAGGAGAAUGUGGUGUGCGUACUCGAUCCAGACUAGUUAUUAUUAGUUACUAUUAUUACUAGUCUCCAGCUGCUGAUUUGUCCUUUGGGUUUGUCCAUUGGAUUCCGGAUGGCAGUCGGACAAGAGACUGGCUUUGGCCCCCAGCAACUCACAGAACUCCCGACAGAAAUGGGAGACAAACUGAGGACCUCUGUCAGAGACAGAGUUCUGAACGUGAAGAUCCGCAGUGAGACACAUCCCUGGCUCGAACACCAUCUGCCUUUGACCAGUGCAUCUCCACGCGCUACACCUGUUCCCCGCCACAAACGCCAGGCAAUCCGAAUGGCCAACUCAAUGAGCAUGUCUAGCUCCCUGGGGAGCCCUCUUGCUGCUAAGCAUUUCUUCACAUGAUGGGUCAGACCCCGGAUGAACACAUCUUCCAAUGCAGUGGCGUCCCAACCAGCCUCCGCAGCCAACGUCCGGAACUCUAUGGCAUAUUUCGCUUGCUACGAUCUCCUUGCCGGAUAUUUACUGGGCUGCCUCUCGGCCGGGGGUGCCUUCCUGGAAGAUCUGUUUUAAAGCUUUCGAGAGCUUUCUAAGACCCACACCCUAGAGGAUCUAGCCAUUUGGUUGAAGUAUGAGUCCUGGUGUCAAAAUCAAGACUCUUACACUUAUGCUGUAUUGGAUGAUGGAUUGGAAAGGACUAUGCUACUGACCACUGCUGCCCGCGAGCUGGCUAUACAAGGUGCUAACAAGAUGCUUCCCCUACGUACGACAAGGCAAGAUGUGCAAACUCUUAACAGUUCCUGUGUCUCCUUCACCAUUUUACCUAAAGCAAAGCCAGGGCUAAAGUAUCAGGUGAUGGUAAAUCCCUCCAGGGGAGAUAAACAAGCCACUGACCUGCUUGAGACAAGCACCGCCCGUGUAGAAGUGGAGGGCAUACACCGCUACGCCACACCCCUACAUUGCACCUGCAAGCCACCCCUGAUGCUGUCAUGCCUAACUCGAGGAAUGUGAAGAGAAGACUUAAGAAAGAUCCAGAUUGAGCUAAGAUCUACAGUGCAGAGAUCAAGAAGCUGGUUCAAGUUGGCUCCGUGGUCAAGCUGUCUCCUGGUGAGGAGCACCAAGCGGCAGAGUCCUGGUACAUCCCACACCACAUGGUCAGUCAUAAUGGCAAGCAUCGUCUGGUGUUCAACUGUUCCUUUCAGCACCAGGGCCAAACCUUGGAUGAACAUCUCCUUCCUGGCCAAACUUUGGGACCCUCCGUCCAUGUCCCAACAGGUCCGCCUUCUUCCAGAGGAUCGCUCCCUUCUGUGCUUUGUGUGGUGUGACCUGCGCAUAGACGGACCUGUCACAGUCUACGAAUGGCAGGUCCCCCCCUUUGGCACGACCGGGAGCCUCUGCUGCUUAGAGAAUGAGCUCACCCUGGACAUUAUAAGAACUGUAUUGUGGUCGGAAUCUACCACAGUACUGACCUGGCUGCAUUCUGAGUCUUGCCGCUUUAAGGUCUUCAUCGGCACCCACAUAGCUGAGAUCCAGGAACUAGAACCCCCCUUCACACCUGGCAGUAUUGAUUUAGCUCAGAUGACAUCACACGGGGCAAGUCACUGCAGGAGUUGACAAGGCCCAACAGAUGGAGUCAAGGCCCAUCGUUCCUCCCACAACAGCAAAUUCUGCCACUCCAAGCUCCAUGGAGUACAAUACCUGGCUGCAGUUUUUGGAGGCGACUAUCCAACAGUUGCAUGAGGUGGGCCCUGGAGGGGAUCCUUAUCGGCCAAUGACUACCGUCAGGCUGAGGCCUUGAUGCUGGGAAGGGUGCAGAGGACAGCUUAGUAGGCAGUUAGUGAAGUCAUCCGAGUAGGUGGUCGACUUUGUCACUCUGAAGACCUAACUUAUAGCAGUCUUCACCCUCUUGUAUUGGGCCCGGCAGACCCAAUCACCUGCCUACUCAUCCAGGACUUUGCCCGUCGCCUGCGGCAUCCAGGGCCAGAGAGGAUCUUUGCAAAGAUCUGGCAUGUAUACUGGAUUCUGAGAACCUGUCCUGAGUGCCGUCGGUGGAGAUCCCAACCUAAAGUCCCCAAAAUGACAGAUCUACCAGUUGCCUGGCUUCGCCUCUUUAAGUCUGCCUUUUAUUGUACAGGUAUGGACUGCUUUGGGCCGCUUGAUGUCAAGAUAGGUUAUCGGGUGGAGAAGAGGUGGGGGAUAAUUUUCAAAUGCCUUACUGUCAGAGCUGUUCACGUGUAUGUACUGACAUCUAUGGACACCGACUCCUUUCUGAUGGCACUCUGGAGAUUUAUGCUAGGAGAAGAAGUCCUGCCGAGCUGUACUCAGAUCAGGGUACCAACUUCCGUGGUGGAGAGAGAGAACUACAAGAAGAAUUUGCUGGAAUGAGCAUGGACCUGCAGAGGAUCCUGGCUCCACAGAAGAUCCUCUUCCACUUCAACCCCCCAGCAUCUCCUCAUUUGGGAGCCAGAAAUCCGAUCAGUGAAGACAGCGCUUUACACUACGGUUGGAGCGCAGCUCUUACCUAAAGAAGUCCUUCGCACUGUCUUAGUGGAGGUGGAGGGCAUUAUUAACUCCAAAUCGUUUGCUUAACAGUAACUGUGGGUGAGGUAACUCAAUUGUGCAGAAAGGCUGUAAGGUGCAGGCCCGUUAUUCUCACUGCCACUACCCCAGGUGUCAGCCAGAAUGCCACUUCAAGGCAAGGAAGAUAUUGGUGAUACAGUUGGUGCAGUGGAGAGGCAAGAAGGAGACGGAGAUCAGUUUGGUCUCUUUGUAUUUUUAUCCAACACACUCUAUACAGGAGCUGGGUUAAGGGGGUUGUGGUCUCUAUAAAUAAUAAACAAAACAAAGGUGUUAUAGGGGACAGGCUCAGGGGGGCAUCACGUGAUGACACAUUGUCACAGAGUCACAUGGUACUGAUGCUGGUAAUGCUAUGUUAAGCGAAGCAGUCACAUAUAUAAAUUGAAUCCAGUGUUGGAGGACAGUGUGCUGCGAGUUGGCAGACGACUUAGCAGGGCCAUCAUGUGGGAGGAGGCUAAGCGUCCUGUCAUUAUCGCGAAAGAUCUUCACAUCUCUGAUCUUGUUCUAUGUCAUAUCCAUAAGGAGGUGGGGCAUGGCGGUUGGAAUUACAUUCUUUCAAAAUGACAUCAAACGGAUUCCCUCAUUAAUGCUUUACAUUAAUGCUUUUCUAAUGAUGGUGGAAGGCCUAUUUUCGUUGACUGCUGUAUUAUGCCGCUACAUAACGACUACUCUAUAGAUUAUUGAAUGACGUAUUUGGAUGUUAUUAUUAACAAGUAAAGGAAUAAAUAGAUUUUACAUAUUGAACCAGAGUUUGUCAAUAUUUGUACGAAGCCAGUCGGACAAGCUUCCCUCAAUCAGCUGCUUGGCGACUCUGGAAAUAUUGGAGCCUGAGAGAGUUGCCAACAGGUGUAAAUAUAUAGAUACAUAUACAGACACAACAUUAUAGAAGCCCUAAACUAACCAAAUUAAAAUAGGAUAAUAGAACAGAAGAAUAAUACGAACACAGGUGCGCGAGGAAACGUAUAGCAAAAGAACGUUAGCUACUAGCAACGGUUUGCUAAUUGCUAACUAAACACACAACAUAAUCUUGACGUAUAACAAGACCUGUGAGGUUAAAAACUUGAACUUACUAUGCGCACACAUGCACACCCUCAGUACUGUGAGAAUGGCUAAGGAGUCAACGUCAGGUGGCGAAAUCCUCUCACUCUGCUUCUGUGUCUGUCCCGCGACUCGAGACCUAUUUAAGAAAAGUGAGAAUUCCCGCUGUCAACCGCACCGUCUCACAGAGCCUUUUGUACAGUAACAGUCUUGCUACAAGGACCACAAAAUAAACCAACAGAAAAGAUUUUAAUAAAUAAGAUUUGGUUGUACUAUACUUUUGUAAUAUAACAAUACAAACAUCUCUACUUCUCUAUAAUAAAACAAAGGACACACACUUGCACAGAACCAGGGAUUCUCGAUAACGUGGCAAUAGUUAGCUACGCUACUGCCACUGUUAGCUAAGUUAGCUAAAGUUUCACCAAGACGGUCCGGAAGUAAUUGUUUGUUCACCGUCCUGUAGAUCUCCUACGUUCCUCCUCACCUCUGCAGCGUGCAACACUAAAUAAAUAAAUGUUUAAGCUCUAUGGUUGCUAGUUAACUAAGCUAGAAGCUUCUUCACAGUUGACAUGCGCUUCUGCUUCACUUCGUCAUUCUCUGUCCCGCUAAACUCACUACCUACUGUUGUGGGAAAAAAAAUUACCACGAAAGCUUCUGACGACUCAAUGAAAAGAAGAAUUCAAAAGUUGUCUUUGCGAAUAUAUUUCUCCAUAUGCAUGUAGAAAGAUUA